AACACACGAUCGAUCGAUCGCUAGAUCGAUCUAUCUAUGAUCGAUCGUAGAUCGAUGACAAUAGAUAGAUAGAUGCACUGCACACAAACAGAUGUGCCCACGUCCCUUGCAGGUGAGAAGUUGUCGGUAUUCCUCAACCUUGCCCAAAGAAGGUGCGACGACGCUGCGUCAAUGGCGCACCAGAUUGGCCGUUUGCGGCUGCGUGCGUCUGCAUGGCAACGCGACCUGCGCUCCACAAAUAAGGCAGGAGGAGAGCUCUACUAGCAAGCCGGAAUUUAUUGACCGCACUUUGGUGGAGGCUGUUUGGUUUGGCGCGUCGUUGGCGCACUCUGUGACAGGUCAGGAUGCGGUAGAGAUUCGACGCGACAUCAUGUGUGGAGCGUUGGAAUGAAUGGCGUGGGGUCGUGUUGUUCCCUGCGUGCGUGUUUGAUUGUGGAAGGACUGGGCGGUGCCGACCCACCACAAACGCACUUUCGGCUACUAUCAAUAAAUAGUGCAGCCCAUGCAUGCAGCGUGAAGAAUCUCGAUUUGUUUUUAAUAAACGCGUAUAACGUUGCACUGAGUAACCGUUGGCAUGCCAGCAGAGAUGCACAUGAUGUAUUAAACGCGUCACUGAGAUUGCAGAUGUCGGAAUCUUAGAUAACGACCGCCCUGGUGUUACAGCAGACCGAAUACAACUUGCAGUGAUGAUUGCUGAAGUGAAAAAGCGAGAGAAAAAAACAUGACCAGUGUUUGGGCCUUUCAGUAGCAGCACGAAUUGUUUAACGUACAUAAGCAUCAUAUUUCUAUUUUCCCCCCUUUAUUUAUGUAUCGCUAGUGUGAAGCACAAACCAAAUACCCGUUACAAUAACUGGGAAUCACACCAAGAGGUGCAUUGAUUUAAUUAAUGACAUAAUGAAUUGAUUGAUGACUUGCCAAAACUGUUGUUGCAAAACGGAUUCCUUCUGUGCUGUUUUAUACUGUAACUAUAGUCACAACAUUAGGUACAAUAAUGACAUCCAACAGAAGAGCUAUUUUGAAACAUCAUAUUCCCUUCAUAAAGAUAAUGAUGCUCAGGAAAUGUUGGUUCACAAUGGAUACACACACAGAAGCCUGUACAUUUUAUGUUUUGUCUUGAAUCGCAUAAUUUGAAGACAGGCAUGAGGCUGCUGAUAUCAUGUCGUGGAUUUUUACAGUUUCUCUACAAGUCGUACCUGUAAUAAAUAGAUUGAUUUGUCACUUGUCUCCAAAUGCGUCGGGAUUUAAGUGGCUGGUAAACUGCCACUUGAAUCGGGGUCACCAUGACAGCAGAGGAGACAAUCAACAUCAAAGAGGCAGAAGUGGUCAAACUGGUCCUCGACUUCCUCAGCGCCAGGAAGCUGCACAUUAGCAUGUUGGCGUUGGAGAAGGAGAGCGGUAUCAUCAACGGUCUCUACUCCGAUGACAUGCUCUUCCUCAGGCAACUCAUUCUGGAUGGUCAGUGGGAAGAGGUGAUGCAGUUCAUUCAGCCUUUAGAAGGGUUGGACAAGUUUGACAAGAAAAGAUUCCGCUAUAUAAUUCUGAAGCAGAAAUUUCUUGAGGCUCUGUAUGUAAAUAAUGCCAUGUCUGCAGCUAAAGAUCCCCAAAAUCUGGAGCUCACCAUGCAGGAAGCUGUCAAGUGCCUGCACAACUUGGAGGCGUUCUGCCCGUCUAAGGAGGACUACAGCAAACUGUGUCUCCUCCUCACGCUGCCUCGCCUCACCCACCAUGCUGAGUUCAAGGAAUGGAACCCGAGUACGGCGCGCGUCCACUGUUUCGAGGAGGCUUGCGCGAUGGUCGCCGAGUUCAUUCCGGCGGACAGGAAGCUGAGCGAGGCGGGCUUCCGAGCGAGUGGGAACCGCCUCUUCCAGCUGCUCAUCAAAGGGAUACUUUAUGAGUGCUGUGUCGAAUUCUGCCAGAGCAAAGCAACUGGAGAGGCAAUAACAGAGGGCGAGGUGUUACUCGGCGUAGACUUGCUCUGCGGGAACGGUUGCGAUGAACUCGAUCUGUCGCUGCUCUCCUGGCUGCAGAACCUUUCCCCCGGUGCAUUUUCAUGCGCCUUCCAACAGAAGACCCUCAGCAUCCAUGUUGACCGUCUGGUCAAGCCCAGCAAGGCCGGUUACGCCGACCUUCUUACCCCUCUCAUCAACCGCCUCUCCCCAUGCCCGGCUUCACCUUUCCGUCAGAGGCCGCACUCAGCCGACACCUACAUGUCCAGAUCCCUGAACCCGGCUCUGGACGGACUGUCACACGGCUUGGCUUCCCAGGACAAGAGAGGCACGGAGGUCAACAUCAAAUCGUCACUCAGUCGAAGCCUGGUGGAGAGUAAUCUUCAUCAACUGGAUGAUUCCCCUGAGAAAAAGUACCCACGGGGUUUGGAAGGUCCCAAGACCACGCGCACCCCUCUGACUCCUGGGAGGGACGGUGGGACAGCAUGCACAGAAACAGCUGAGCGUCCUGAUUCCACAGAGCACAUGCAGGAGUACUACAGGCAGCGUCUGCGUGUGCAGCAACAUCUGGAACACAAGCAACAGCAGAGACAGCUUUACCAGCAGAUGUUGCUUGAAGGUGGUGUGAAACCAAUCAAUGGAACCCAAAAUAACCUCACUGAGACCUUCCUCACUCGAUCCAUUCAGAAACUGGAGGAGAUGAACAUUAGCAUUGACCACCACGGAGAUGAGGUGACCCCUCUGGGCCAGCAUUGUAAUGGUAUGGCAGAUGACGGUAGUACAUCUAACACCCAAGAAGACCCGGGGGUGGUGCAAAGAGCAAAGCCUGGUAGUGUAAGCAGCAUUCCCUCCCAAAGGCCAGGGAGCCAUUGCCUGCAACACAUCAGCGAGUCACCAUUUCCUGUAAGUGCUGCUGAGAGGGUUGGAGGCCCAGGGCAAGAUGAUUCCAGCAGCCAUGUGACACGUUGCACAACCCAGCAUGAAGGAAAGGCCAAAACCCAGUUUUUCAAAGUGAGCCAGCUUGAAGACACACAGGCGGUACGAUCCGUGGCCUUCCAUCCGUCUGGAUCGCUUUAUGCUGUUGGUUCCAACUCGAAAACUCUCCGUGUUUGCGCCUACCCUGACACCGAAAAAAACAGCACCUUGGAUGCCGUUAGGCAGCCAUUGGUACGCUUCAGAAGGAAUAAACACCACAAAGGUUCCAUCUACUGUGUCGCAUGGAGCCACUGUGGACAGCUGCUGGCCACCGGCUCCAAUGACAAAUAUGUCAAGGUUCUGCCUUUCAAUGCUGACAGCUGCAAUGCGACAGGUCCUGAUCUGGAGUUCAGCAUGCAUGACGGAACCAUUAGGGACUUGGCCUUCAUGGAGGGGCCCGAGAGCAGAGGGUCCAUCUUGAUUAGUGCUGGAGCUGGAGACUGCAACAUCUACACCACCGACUGCCAGAGAGGACAGGGCCUUCAUGCCUUGAGUGGGCACACUGGUCACGUUUUGACUCUAUACACAUGGGGAGGGUGGAUGAUCACUUCUGGAUCCCAGGACAAGACAGUCCGCUUCUGGGACCUGCGGGUUCCAAGUUGUGUGCGUGUUGUGGGUACCACCCUGCAUGGCUCAGGAAGUGCCGUUAUUUCGGUGGCAGUGGAUCCCAGCGGUCGCCUGCUCGCCACUGGCCAGGAGGACAGCACCUGCAUGCUCUAUGACAUCAGAGGAGGCCGCAUUGUGCAGACGUACCGCCCCCACAGCAGUGACAUUCGUUCAGUACGCUUCUCACCUGGAGCCCAUCAUCUUCUCACAGGUUCCUACGACAACAAAAUCAUCAUCAGUGACCUGCAAGGUGACCUAACAAAAGCAGUGCCACAGACGUUGGCAGGAGAACACGCGGACAAGGUGAUCCAGUGUCGAUGGCAUCCCAAAGACCGAACCUUCCUCUCUUCCUCCGCUGAUCGGACUGUCGUCCUCUGGGCUCCCAACCCCUGAGAGAGUCGGGAAACUGUGGGCAUAAUAAGUCGCGAGCACUCAAUCGGGCAUGAAGUAUAUCCCAGUGUGAGAUCACCAAAAAAUUUUAUUUUUUUUGUAUUUCUGUGUCUUAAGGUGUCUAUGCUGUUGGUUCAUUCAGCGUAGAAAACCUGGUUUGUUUUAUGCUCAUCAAAUCAGGCUGUCAUUGACGUCAAAAGAUAUUUUGUUUGGGUAUAGAAGAGAGCAAAUACUUUCAGCAGCAACUUGGAAGUGUUGUACCAUCACGAAAUGUACAAUUUGUUGAGCACACACCGCCUUGAAAUAGUGUAGUUUUAUGCUGUGCUUGCGUGCACAAAAAUAAUCAGACGAUUGGAUUGUAACUUGCACUUUAAAUCCGGAGAUUGUAUUUGAGGUUGUCAUGGUGAAUUGAGUUUUGCCAAAAGAACCGCAAAUGGGAGUAAACCUAUUACAAAACCUUAAUAGAACGUCAAGUAAACAAUGACUUCAAAAUAUUUAAAAUGCAUAUUUAACACCAUCCUGCAGUAGAAAAGUGUUGUCCUAUUCAUGUUGGCUUACGAAACUUCAUUGACAAAUUACAAAAGAUUGAUAUUAAUAGAUUCGAAUGCUGUGAUGAAAAUUUUAUUACAUUAUGUGCCUUUUUAAUCAUUCUUUUUUUUAACCAACUAAAAGAUUUUGCGUUGGAAUACGAAGUGAUUGAUGCAUGUAUGCAGGUUUAUCUAGCUUUGCCAUACACUGAAUGGAUCUUGACAUAUGCACAUUUUUGUAAUGUUGCUCACUCUGCACAUUUUAUGUCUGUGUUCUUGGAAGUAUGAACUGAAUGAAAAGUGGGUAACAUGAUCACAUUGCACAAUGUGAAAAGGAGCUAGCCAUUUACUUGUUGAACGCAUCAAUUUGUCGAUGUGUCACAUGCGUCUGGUUGCACACAAAUGGAAUUCACGGAUUGCACCGUUAGGACAGUUGACUGGUCUUUACAGGUGUCUUUGAAUUCCCAACACAUUUGAUACUGAGUCAAAGAUUAGCACAAUUGAUCUUUCUUGUAAGAUGAGGUGAUAUUGAAAUAAGAAAUAUUGUGAUGAGAGUUUAUUGACUGAUCAAAAGCCGUGCCCUUUUGGGGUGAUAAUGUCAUGUGGAAUGCUGAAUAAGCUUCAAGUAGCAGUCUUUCAAAGAAUGGUUAGCAUGCAUUCUGUGACAUCUCAGUCCAACCCUGCAGCCAUUUUCCACCACAUACCCUGUCUGUGGUCAAACUGGGGCGGUAUAACCCAACAAAAAUGUGUUUUGUUUUUGUUUUUCAAUUCAGUCACUUUAAAUUAAGAGAUUGUGCACUGGGAAAUAUAACUAUAGUGACUCGACUUAGCUACUAUGCAGAAAGCUGUUGGUUUGAUUGACAGAUGUGUCAACAACUGUUCCAAACUCCCUCACUUGAUUUGCACAAUGUCUCACUUCAACCAUUCCAACCUCAGCUUACCUUACACUAUGAGUCGUUUGUGUUUGUAUGUUGAAAUACUUUUAAUCGGCGCGUGUUGUCGUCAGCGAUGUUUGUGCCACACAUCUCGUCAUUAUUGGUCAACAGUGGGAUCUUUUGUUGUGCUGUUUUACCUGCCAAAGAGCCAUUUGAGUUCAAUGGGCUGAAAUAAAUCAAUGUCAUGAGAAUUAA
Messenger RNA from Hippocampus zosterae (dwarf seahorse), 5574 nucleotides. Its product is annotated as WD repeat-containing protein 47-like. The transcript has 15 exons. The coding region runs from base 1281 to 3920 and encodes 879 amino acids. Gene Ontology annotation, molecular function: protein binding. The record is from RefSeq and is a predicted model, not a curated record. NCBI's taxonomy places the organism in Eukaryota, Metazoa, Chordata, Actinopteri, Syngnathiformes, Syngnathidae.